AUGGCAUUUUCUUGGUAUUUGGUUGUAUUUUUGGCGGUACUUGCUGUCGUGCCAAAGGUCAAGAGUACGGCAGAGGUCAUGAGCCAUGUUACUGCGCAUUUCGGAAAGGCCUUGGAAGAGUGCAGAGAAGAAUCAGGAUUGUCACCGGAGGUCCUAGAGCAGUUCCAGCAUUUCUGGAGCGAGGACUUCGAGGUGGUACACAGGGAGCUUGGCUGUGCCCUCAUCUGCAUGUCUAACAAAUUUGCCCUCAUGCACGACGAUGCCAGGAUGCAUCAUGUCAAUAUGCACGACUACGUUAAGAGUUUUCCUAAUGGUGAACUUUUAUCUGAAAAAAUGGUAAAUUUAAUCCACAAUUGUGAGAAAGUGCACGACGACGUGGAAGACGAAUGCAGUCGCGUCGUCAAAGUGGCGGCUUGCUUCAAAGAGAGCGCCAAAAAGGAAGGGAUUGCUCCAGAAGUCACCAUGAUUGAAGCAGUGUUGGAAAAAUAU
This is a messenger RNA of Brenthis ino (lesser marbled fritillary), 489 nucleotides long. NCBI's taxonomy places the organism in Eukaryota, Metazoa, Arthropoda, Insecta, Lepidoptera, Nymphalidae. The record is from the annotation of a GenBank genome assembly.